AUGAUUAACUGUCCUUCUCGUUUUCCUACGUUCAAUAACUCCGCCAUCACUUCUCCCAACCAAAAAAAAAAGAUCAACAUUGUCUCGGAAGCAUACGAAUUGAAAAAAGGUGAUACAGCUGGUCGCAUAACGAUGAUUAUGGAACAGCACAGUGAGGAGUUUAGGCAGGCAUUUAUUCCAUUAUUUGCGGCAAAAGUUGAUGCUGAAAACCUUAAUGACUUUACUGAAAGAUUUCGUCAAUACCUUGAUUCCGUUAUCGAUAAUAUUAAGGAUGCUGAUAAAUUUAUGUUACAAAGCAAAAUUAGAAGGAAAACAAAGGAAAGAAAGAUAAAAGCACUGUCAGAAGAAUUCGGUGGUUUUUGCGUUUCAAUGAAACCGUAUGGCUUUAAACCGGAGUUUUUUACUGUAGCAGCCGAUGCAAUAACAACUGAAUGCGUUUUCCUGGACAAUACUGCAAUAUGCCAGUCGCCAACACUGACAUUUGAGGUUAAAUAA
Molecule: messenger RNA, 495 nt
Organism: Enterobius vermicularis (human pinworm)
Lineage: Eukaryota; Metazoa; Nematoda; Chromadorea; Rhabditida; Oxyuridae
Source: the annotation of a GenBank genome assembly